GCUGUCCCAGUUUCAAGACCUUGAAAAGCCCAAAUAAUCUUGUGCGCAGUGUCAGUGUCAGGCAACAGCAGACUUUCCUCGCAGGCGUCGCCUAUAAAUAGACGAAACGCACUGUCGCAGCUUUGACAUUUGCGUCUAUUUACAUUCAUCUCCGGGAACGUCAACAACGUGAAAAGACGCGAAGACACCUCCCAGCGCGUUGCAAGUUAUAAGAGAGCGACAGCCGAGCCUCCAGCGAGCAAAGAAGAAAUGUGUGCAAGAUCGUGCAUGGCAGACUGGUGACCGACAUAACACAGCGAAGAACUGUAAACACGGACGAAGCAGGCCUCCCUGGAUGAGAGAGUGAGUGUGUUGACAGCAGGGUAAUCUGUGAAGGGCACACAUGGCCCACCGUGUGAACGAUCAUCAGAGCCGCCUGCCUGUGGCCCAGGCCACCGUGCUGGCCCUGCCGCCUCCCAGCCAAGCAGAGGACUUGAGGCCAAGAGGGACGGCGCUGGACUCCCUGCUGUGUGGGGCAUUUGCUGGAGCCAUAGCCAAAACAGUUAUCGCGCCUCUCGAUCGGACCAAGAUCAUUUUCCAAGUGUCCUCAAACAGAUUCUCAGCUAAGGAGGCCUUCAGACUCAUCUACUGCACGUACAUGAAGGAUGGGCUGCUCAGCCUGUGGAGGGGAAACUCUGCCACCAUGGUGAGGGUCAUGCCGUACGCUGCCAUCCAGUUCUGCUCUCACGAACAGUACAAAAAACAGCUGGGAAGCUACUACGGAUACCAGGGAAAAGCUCUGCCUCCUUUUCCACGCCUCCUGGCUGGUUCUCUGGCCGGCACCACUGCUGCUAUGCUAACCUACCCUUUGGACAUGGUGCGAGCCAGGAUGGCGGUCACAGCGAAAGAAAUGUACAGCAACAUCAUGCAUGUUUUUGUGCGGAUCUCCCAAGAGGAAGGUGUGAAGACCCUUUACAGAGGCUUCACUCCCACGAUCCUGGGCGUCAUCCCAUAUGCAGGAAUCACAUUUUUCACAUAUGAGACCCUCAAAAAGCUUCACACAGAAAAAACAAGGAGGUCCCAACCGUACCCCCACGAGCGCUUGGCUUUUGGUGCCUGCGCGGGCCUGAUCGGACAAUCCGCCUCAUACCCUCUUGAUGUGGUGCGUCGGCGAAUGCAGACGGCCGGAGUUACCGGCUCGUCGUACGUCACAAUUCUGGGGACCAUGCGUGCAAUCGUAUUGCAGGAGGGAGUAAUACGUGGACUGUACAAAGGGCUGAGCAUGAACUGGCUCAAGGGGCCCAUCGCUGUGGGAGUCAGCUUCACCACGUUUGACGUCACGCAAAGCCUUCUGCUCAAACUGCACCAGACAAACUACUUCACCCACUGAAUCAGUCAGGGGUGACGGCGGGGCAACGAACAGCACAGAUGAGACUGAUGUGAGGGAGGCGGUCAACUCUGACACGUGGCAGUAACAAGUGUCUAUCGGUCGGUGCUGGAUCGACUCCCACACGCCAUCUUCAGACAGAAUGUCAGAGGAGAGGAGCGGAUGAUUGGAAAGGAGGCCUGAUGCGCACAUAGAAACACUUUUUUUUUUUUUUUUAAAUGCACAAUUACACUGAGAGAGUCAGGAGACAAAAAAAAAGAGGUGUCUUAAAACUGUCGUUCGCACAAUCACAAUUUUAUUUUGAUGUCACGACGCCAUCAGGGUGGCUGACGUGAUUUUUAAAGGUGGAUACAGAUGGGUUUGUUUUGGAUGUCGAGGACUUUGUGUUAAUAAGAUAAUGCUUGCACUUUGUUAAAGCCGCAUUGUUCUUUCAACUGAAUCCUGUGUCGGCAGAGAGUUCUUUUAAUGAGUUUUAUUGCUUUUAAAUUUGAGCGAGAUUUUAUUUUUUGUUUUAAUCACAUCAGGGUUUUUUUGUUUGUUUUUUUUCAUGAUUUUAAAUUGCUUGAUAACGCAGUUUCAUCAUUGUUGAUGAAUGGUCGGUUACAUAACGUGUUUUGGUUUCAUUUUCAACGUUAUGACGGUGCCUAUAUGGAUCGAAUUGAUACACAUGGAGCGAAUGAUUGUACGGAGGGGAGGGUGAUCAUGUCAGCAGGACUGCGGUUUCACUGUCCAUCCAGCACUAAGGAGUCGUGAUGUAGUAUUAAAAUGUCUAAUAAGUGGAGUCUAAUCAAAUACAUAAGAAAUAAAUCUAAAUAUAUAACUUUAUUUGUUUAUAUACAUAUUGAGAUUUAAUGUGUUUCCGCUCUGUUCAUCAUUGCUUUGACUUGAUUGCAAAGUGUUGUUUACCGGAAAAUUUUUCAAAAUAUGCCAAAGCACUUAA
Molecule: messenger RNA, 2306 nt
Organism: Acanthopagrus latus (yellowfin seabream)
Lineage: Eukaryota; Metazoa; Chordata; Actinopteri; Spariformes; Sparidae
Product: mitochondrial coenzyme A transporter SLC25A42-like
Exons: 8
Coding region: 383-1369 (328 amino acids)
Biological process (GO): transmembrane transport
Cellular component (GO): mitochondrial inner membrane
Source: RefSeq, a predicted model, not a curated record